Molecule: messenger RNA, 3732 nt
Organism: Penicillium macrosclerotiorum
Lineage: Eukaryota; Fungi; Ascomycota; Eurotiomycetes; Eurotiales; Aspergillaceae
Exons: 3
Coding region: 1-3732 (1243 amino acids)
Molecular function (GO): protein binding
Source: RefSeq, a predicted model, not a curated record
AUGGAUGCCCUCUCCGGAGUGGCAAGUGUUAUUGCUGUGAUUCAGUUGGCUGGAAGCAUUAUUACGGUCUGCGGAGGAUAUGUCAACAAAGCAAAGCAUGCAAAAGAAGAAAUUCACCGCUUACAGCAGGAGUUGGGUGGCCUUGUUGAGGUGCUGAAAGUACUUCAUCAACUUCUUCACGGACCGAAUUGCACAAAGCUUAUGACCACCGAAGCCUUAUUAAAGUAUGUUCCGGAGUGCAACCUAGCCCUCAAAAGCCUGAAAGAGAAAUUAGAGCCAGACAAGACUCAAAAGCGAAUGAGCAGAUUGGGACUUCGGGCGUUGAAAUGGCCAUUAAAGCAGAGGGCAGUGGACGAUACUAUACGUGAUAUUGAACGGUACAAAACACUGAUCAAUCUGGCUCUAGAUAUUGAUCAACUGAAAGCUACUGACUUCCUUGCUGAGAAGCUUGAUCUGAGCCGAUUACGAAUUGCAACAGGGGCGGCCUAUAACUCCUACGAGAACCAGCAUAUAGAGUGUCUUCCAGGAACCAGAGUUGAUCUCCUGAAUGAAAUUGAGGAAUGGGCGCAGUGUGUAGACGGGAAAUGCAUAUUCUGGCUGAAUGGUAUGGCUGGAACAGGGAAAUCAACAAUCUCUCGAACAGUCGCAAGUCGAUUGAAAGCCAAAGGCUCACUUGGUGCAACGUUCUUCUUCAGGAGGGGUGAAUCUGACCGAGUAAAUGCAAAAUGCUUGUUUCCAACGUUAAUCAGCCAAUUGAUCCAGGUGUUCCCUCAGCUGAUUCCUUCUGUUCGAAAGGCCGUCGAGGAUGACCCUGAUAUCUCAGAGAAAGUGCUCCGAGAACAGUUUGAGAAACUGAUUCUUGAGCCGCUUGUCGCACUGAACAAGGUACAGACUGUCCCACUGGUAGUCAUAAUUGACGCCUUGGAUGAAUGUGACAAAGAAAAUGAUAUCGAAGCUCUUCUCCAGAUUCUACCUCAAGUGCAACGGGCAGCUUCCCUCCAACUGAGAUUCCUUCUUACUAGCAGACCAGAGUGGAUUAUUAGGCUGGGAUUUAAAAGAAUUGGCAAUGAUCAUCAGCAUCUAAUUCUUCAUGAACUUUCUCGGUCGGCAAUUGAUUACGAUAUCGCAUUAUAUAUUCAUGAUCGGUUUCUCAAGAUCAAAGAGGAGCGAGGACUUCCCUUAGAGUGGCCUGGAGACAAAGCAAUCGAAGAACUCGUGAAAAGAGCCGUACCAUUGUUCAUCUCAGCUGCAACUCUGUGUCGAUUCAUUGGCGAUAAAACGCAGAAUCCACAGAAGCGUCUCUACCUCAUUCUCGCAGACCAAAAAAGGUAUAUCUCAGAGAUGGAUAAAACCUAUUCACCAAUACUGAACCACCUUCUUGAUGGCGAAGAUGACGAAGAUGUUCAAAGAUUUAGGAAGAUUGUUGGCGUGAUCAUUCUUCUUGCUACACCACUCUCUGCCAACGCCCUUUCUCAAUUUCUGGAGUUGGAUAUAGGUGAUGUGAACGGUUUGCUUGGUCAACUUCAUUCGGUUCUAGAUGUUCCAGAUAAUUUGGAUUCAUCGGUCCAGCUUCUCCACCUUUCAUUUCGGGAUUUUCUUCUUGACUAUAAGAAGCAACGCAAUCCAUUCUGGAUAGAUGAAGAGGAAACACACACAAUAAUCGCCAUUCAAAGUCUCCGGAUAAUGCGAUAUAAUUUGAAAAAAAAUAUCUGCAGGCUUUCAACGGAAGGAGUUUGGGUAAAUGAGAUCAGCCAACAAUCAAUGGAUCAGUACCUAAAGCCUGAACUAAGAUACUCUUGUCGCUAUUGGACCCAGCACUUGACCAAGAUUCAAAACCAACAGCCGAUCUUAAAUGAUAUCUUCAGCUUUCUACAGGAGCACCUUCUUCACUGGCUAGAAGUCAUGAGUCUUUUGAAAGUUUAUUCAGAGGCUGUGGAGGCAAUCAAUAGGCUACAGACAAUUGCACAAGGCCAAAGAAAUUGCGAGGAACUAUCAAGAUUUCUUCAAGAUGCAAGAAAGUUCAUUUUUAUGACCCGGCAGCUCAUCGAUUUCGCACCCCUACAGCUUUACUGCUCAGGGCUUGUAUUUUCUCCGAAACAAUCAAUAAUAAGGCAACAGUUCAGCAAUGAGCUGCCUAGUUGGAUGAUGAGCUUACCGAAGGUAGAGGAGUCAUGGAGCGCAGAGUUGCAGACACUGGAGAGUCACUCGGGUUCCGUCAACUCGGUAGCUUUCUCUCCGAAUGGACAGUUAAUAGCCUCCGCGUCUACUGAUCGGACAGUCAAGCUCUGGGAGAUAACAACUGGUACUUUGCUACAGACACUGAAAGGACACACUCUUUCAGUGAACUCAGUGGCCUUCUCUCCAAAUGGGCGAUUGAUAGCCUCCGCAUCUUGGGAUGACAAAGUGAAACUUUGGGAGGUCACCACUGGUGCUCUGCAACGGACAUUCAGAGGACAUUCGGACUCGGUUAACUCAGCAGUAUUCUCCCCAGAUGGCCGAUUGAUUGUAUCCGCAUCUACUGAUUGGACAAUUAAGUUAUGGAAGAUAAAUGGAGGUCUACUUCGAACCUUCCAAGGCCAUUCUGGUGCAGUCUACUCGGUGGCGUUCUCUGUGAAUGGGCAAUUAUUAGCUUCCGGAUCUAAAGAUCAGACGGUGUUAAUAUGGAAUCCAGUCAAUGGUGCGAUUUUACAUAAACUAGAAGGUCAUUCUGAAUUGAUUGAUUCAGUGGUCUUCUCCCCAGAUGGGGGACUACUAGCCUCUGCCUCUUACGACAAGAAAAUCAAACUUUGGGAGAUAUCUACAGGCUCCUUGCAUCGGACACUUAAAGGCUAUCAUAAAAUUGUCACCUCAGUGGCCUUUUCUCCCGACGGACAAUUACUAGCUUCGGCAUCUAGUGAUCAAACUGUCAAAUUAUGGGAAACAGCUACAGGUGCCCUACGGCAUACAUUCGAAGGCCAUUCUAAGUUGGUUGGUUCGGUGGUCUUCUCUCCGGAUGGAUUAUUACUAGCUUCGGCUUCUAAUGACCGCACAGUCAAGUUAUGGGAGAUAGAGAGCACUUUUACCUACCAGAAACCAGACGGUCACUCUGACUUUAUCAACUUAGUUGUUGUCUCUCCAGAUGGGCGACUUGUGGCUUCUGCGUCCAACGAUCAUACAAUUAAGAUCUGGGAAACAGCAUCUGGCGCUCUCCAGCAGACACUCAAGAGUGGUUCUAAAUUAAUAACCUCUCUGGCUUUCUCCCCGGAUGGGCAGCUUAUAGCCUCAACUACUUCUAUGGAAGUCAACGUUUGGAAGACCGCUACUGGUACCCUGCAGAAGACACUCGGGAAUUACAUUAACUCUGUUGAUUUGGUAGCCUUCUCCCCAGAUGGAGAAUCCUUAGGUUUGAUGUCUAAAUGGAAGGGAGAGGUUGGUAUCAAUAUGAUCAAACUCUGGGAGACAAAAACUUUCACCCUCCAGCAUGCAUUUGAACGCAAUUCUGAAGACACAGAAGUCCCAGCGGUCUUCCAUUCCGUAUUCCAUGAGGAAAAUAUGAAUUCUUCGCAGUUUCAGUCUGAAUCUGGAGUGCAAAUAUCAGCUAACGAAUGGGUGAAUCUUUUUGGAGUGAGGCGCCUUUGGCUUCCUCCUAAUUAUCGUCCAACUUGCUCGGCAAUAAGGGGAAAUACAGUGGCUUUAGGGCAUGCCUCUGGUAGGAUAUCGUUUCUUGCAUUUCGCGAUCCAAUUGUGUUUUAG